UGUUUGGUGGGGUCGUUGUGUCUAAGAGGCAUAGUGAAGCAAGGGCUGCCUGAGAGAGAGACUAGCGUGCUGUAGUGAAGUACCGGCUGAGGAGUGAGGAAGAUUGACCUGUUCUCGAAUAUUAUAAAAAGAUAAAACAUCACAAUGAGUGUCAACACCGACUGGGACAUUGAAUAUUACCGGACACCAUAUGAAAGUAAUGAACACUGGUCCUUGAAGGAGGAAUUCAUGUUAGCACAUAAGGAUAGAAUCUCAGAAGACCGUCUGGUAUGCUUGGCUCAAGUAUAUGCUAACAUUGAACUUUUGGGUUGCAGGUACCCAGAUAAAACCAUGGAGGAAGUUUCUAUAUUGGCCCAGGAUAUAGGAAAAGACUACAAAGAAAGGAAGAAGAACAAAUUGCAACGUACAUUUGUUAAGGCAUCUGAUGCUGCUGGAGCUAGAUAUAAAGAGAAAUCUAAGAAGAAUCGACCUGGUGGUGAUCAACAUCAGAAGAAAGUGCCCCUUGCAAUGAAGCCUUUAACAUUUGUGAAAGAAUUUGGGAGUGUUGCAAAUAAUGAUGAGACUCUUGAUAGAAGAAACAUAGAGUUAAAUACAAUUGACAUGGCUCCUCCACAGUCUUGUGAUAGUGAAACUAUAAGAAAAUUUUCUGCUAACAAAUACAAGGCAGCUGUUAUGCAGAACAAAAAAGAUAAUGCAGGUCCCUCAGAUUUUAAUGCUUCUGUUAAUCAAUUUGGUAGAGGAACUGGACAAAGGAAAGGUCAAUCACCAAGAGGAAGAAUGAAUGUUGGUCGUGGUGUUACUACCCAGAAACAAAAGCCCCUUGCUGUCAAAGGAAAUCAUCCACUGUCAGAUUUUCUUGUUGUUGAACGAGCAUACACAACACAAAAUUCCGUGUCUCAACUUUCUCAGUCUGCAGCUUUUUCCCAUAUGCCAAUGACCUACACGCAGAGCCUCAACGGAAGGGAGUGGUUUGUGAGCAUCAAUGGAGUAAAUAUUGGUACAGGCUCAGGAGACACAGUGAAAGAGGCCAAGGAGGCAGCAGCAGCCAAUGCAUUGGAAACCUUGUCACACCACUGCUACACACUGAAGGUUUUGAAAAUUCAUGCAGCUAAUGAAGAAGUAACCUUAAGUGAAGUUGAAGCUGGCAAACUAGGACCAAGUAGUUCAGCACCAAUUGAGGGAGCUUCUUUAGACAAACCUGUAGACAACAGUUCCAUGGGCAUGAAGCUGCUGAAGUUGAUGGGGUGGACAGGUGGAGGACUUGGCAAGGAAGGAUCAGGAAUUAUUGAACCUAUCAAGCCAGCUGAAGUUUUUGGUCGAGAAGGACUCGGUCGUAACAAAGAAACGGAUGUUUCUGUUCAGUUUAACAAUGGUAUUAAAAGACUCAUAUCUGAUUAUGCCAGAGGAACUGGAUUUAAAGAAAUUGCCUUUACAGCAGAUUUUUCAAAAGAGCAACGUGCUUCAAUACACAAAGUGGCCCGACGCUUCAGGCUGAAGACUGUAAGUUAUGGUAAAGGCGAUGAUCGAUAUUUAGUAUUAUCCCGCAAAUAUUCAAACAAGGCGCUUAUUCAUAAACUUCUUGAAAAUGGACCUACAGAUAAAUAUCAGCUAAUACCUCCCAAAGACAAAUAAAUUUUGUAAGCAGGCACAAUGGAUAUGAGUUAUUUGGGGAUAUAAAGCCAAAACUAAAAGAAUUUUAUAACCCAAUUGUGCUUCUGCCUGACAGCUUUUGUAAUGUCAGACACUAUGUCUUCAGGUUUAGAUUAGGUGGGCUGAAUAA
Molecule: messenger RNA, 1780 nt
Organism: Homarus americanus (American lobster)
Lineage: Eukaryota; Metazoa; Arthropoda; Malacostraca; Decapoda; Nephropidae
Exons: 9
Coding region: 145-1632 (495 amino acids)
Molecular function (GO): nucleic acid binding
Source: RefSeq, a predicted model, not a curated record